Molecule: messenger RNA, 990 nt
Organism: Trichoderma atroviride IMI 206040
Lineage: Eukaryota; Fungi; Ascomycota; Sordariomycetes; Hypocreales; Hypocreaceae
Source: RefSeq, a predicted model, not a curated record
AUCAACAAGCUCUCGAUUCUCAGCAUCGUCUCCAUCUGUGCCGUCUGGCUUCGUGAGAGAAUCUGCCGCAACUCCUCUUCGGGCGCUUCGCUGCCCGACGUCAAAGAGCUCUGUGUCUUCCUCCAACGCCGAGGCUGCUCCCGAGACAUGUGCUGCCAGAUAUUCUUCGCAGCGUUUCACAGAUUGCACCCUCGCCUUGCCAAUGAGAUUUCGCUGCGAGUUUCUGGAGAAACACUCACAGGCUCCCGCUCCAUUGUGGACUACGUCCAUGACCACUGGAAACAAUGGGUAGAAGAGGCUCAGGCUGCUGCUGAUCAUGCUGCGCUCCUCGCUGCUGCCAACGAUCCGCUCCCACCGACCUAUCCUGCCUAUAAUCACAAUCUCCACACAAUGCCAAAGGAAAGGUAUCAGAGGCAUGUGCAAGAAAGCUUCAGCAAGCUUCACGUACACCAGAAUCAUCACUACUACCAUGACAGUAUCAAAGUCACAGAAGGACCUACUCCGGUGCAUGAGGAGCAUCAGCCCGGAGACUGUGCCCCCUAUGACCUCGGACAAGCCAGCACCUGGGGCUCUGCGACUGGCCAGACUGAACGAUGCAAGACUCGGAGUGACGACUGUGUGUGUAAGCAGUGCAGUAUCACAGUUCCUCAACAGAAACAGAAUACAGUCGCUUCCAAUCGACUUAUUCCUGGGCCUGAAUACAUUUGCCCAAGCUGUGGCCAGCAAGGGGAUCAUUACAAUUACUUCUGCACUGUCAAUCGCAAGGCAGCACAAGUCAUUGAUAACAUGCUCGUGGAUCCCCAGCGCGCGGCCUUGAUGGCGACUGGCAGCAAUCUUGCCGAUGAGCCACUACCCAAGCAAGUGCCAUCUACUCAAUUGGAAGCAGCUGAUACAUCGUCUUCGGAUCUAAUCAUGUUUAGUAGCGGCUCUGAGGCUGAAGAAGCCCAACCCACGUGUUUCGAGGACGAUGGUGACAAAGCAUUUGGCAAU